CUGCACUGGCAGUGGGACGGCGGUCUGGGCCACGAUGGUGAGCCUCGUCCAAUCGUCUUGAUUUUUCUCUUGCAUAUCUCUCUUGGGCUUAGACGACUCCAUGUAAGACUUAAGCUCAACUGGGUUUUGUUUUAUAUGUGAAAACCUCCAAUUUCUUCUAGACUUUUGCCUUAUAGAUCUCCAACUUAUUGACUUCUUAAUCCAAUAUUUGAUCCAAAUUCUCCUUGACUGUAUUUAAUCCUGAAAUGCACAGAAAAAUACAAAGAAGGAAUAAAACAACACAAAAAUACAACUAAGAUCUAAAAUUAGCACAUUGAUCAUAUAGUUUUAUUUUUUAUUGGAAGGAGGCAAAGUGCGGGACAAUGACACAAAUAUUGUUUUUUUUUAAAUUUACCAAUAUGGCGGAUUAAAAAGUAUUGACACAGACAUUGUGUUUUGGAGAAAAGAAUCGGCGAGACCACCUGAGACUCAGGCGCUGCCGCUUUUGCUGACUUUUUGGAUCGUUUUAUUUAUUUGACAGCGGCGGCGCCCAAGACUCUGGUGGCACCGCCUGAGGCCUAAGUGAGUUGGUGGGAAAUCAUCCCAGGCAGUGGCGCCCAAGACUAAGGUGGCACCGCUGGCUUAUUGUUGGCCACCCACCUUAUAAAAACCAGCCAAUUUCAUUUCAGAUUCACACCACAAAAAAAAUCGUCCAAGAUAGAGGAGAGAGCUCUGGUUGCUGCUGCAAAAAUGGCUAAUAGGUAAGAGACACAUUUAUUUUUGUAAUUAUAUUAUUCAAAUGCUAUUUUGAUUGUGUUUAGUUUUAAUUAGUGAGUUUGUUUUUUUUAGUGAUUUUAGAAGAUUUGAACUAGUCGUUCGGUGGAAAUCGGAGAAAGUAGAGGAUAAUUUGGGCAUCAAAUUCGUUGGUGGUAGUAGUUUUCAGUUGACGGUUCCAUCCAGGGUCACGUAUCACAAACUUUGUGAGAAUCUAAUUCCGAGAAUACGGCGUAGAGACGAAGCAGUACAAGAUAGUGAUGUGAUCACAGGUUUCACUUACCGUCUUCCAGAAUGGCAGAAUGGUGUUUUAUUUCAUUAUGCGAUGCCUAUUGUGGAUGAUGAUAGCUUGAAUGUGCUUUGGAAUUUUAUGGCACAAAAUCCUUAUUGUUUGGGUGCUGAGGUACAUGUUGAGCUUAGUGAGGAUCAGGGUGGAGAGGAAGAAGAUGAUACAUGGAGCGUGCCAUCCGAUCAUGACUAUGAUGAUGGUGAUGACGGAGAGGAGGAAGAUGAGGAGGAGGAGGAGGAGGAAGAAGAAGAGGGGGAAGGAGAGCAGCCUAAUUAUCCUCCAUAUAUUUACUUGCAUGGUAAUGAAGAGGACGAAGAAUUAUCACUUGCCGAUUCAUAUGGCGUAAUUCCAAUGCCUAUUGUUGAUAGUUUUGAAGGAGAAUUCUACAAGGGGCAGAUAUUUCACUCAAAACAAGCUGCACAGAUGGCGAUUAAACACCAUGCACUACAACGCAACUUUCAAUAUGGCGUGGUGGAGUCGUCACCUUCAAUCUGGAAGGUCAGAUGCUUGAGGCACAAGGAUGACAAUUGUCCUUGGAUGGUGCAGUUUGGAUGUCGAGAUGUUGGAGGCGAAUGGACUGUGAGAAAGGCUGAGUUGGUGCAUUCUUGUAGCAGUACGACUCAACCGACGGAUCAUCGCCAUCUUGAUGUUGACAUGAUAUCUGAGGCCGUCAAACAUUUGGUACGUGCCCAACCAAAUCUGAGUGUUCUAAUUGUUCAGGCCGAGUUGAAAGAUAAGUUUAAUAUGCAAGUUACUUACAAGAAGGCUUGGUAUGGGAAACAAAGAGCAUUGGAGAAGUUGCAUGGAAAUUGGGAAUAAUCCUACGCUUUUUUGCAAACAUUCUUGCAGGUGGUCAAGAGAAAAAUGCCAACAUUGGUGAUUGAUUGGGUAAGAGUUCCUUCGACUCAACCAGGUCAUUCAAUAUUUCAGCGAGUAUUCUGGGCUUAUGGACCUUGUAUAGAUGGAUUCAAGAAUUGUCCAGGCGUCAUGGUUGUUGAUGGAACAUUUCUUACUGGAAAGUAUAAAGGAGUGCUACUCAUGGCGAGCUCAUUUGAUGGUCGGAAGAAGAUUUUUCCAAUUGCAUUUGCCAUAGUGGAGAGCGAGAAUACUAAGAGUUGGCCAUGUUUCAUGAGGAACGUUCAGGGUUUGACUGAUCGAAAUGAUGUAUGCAUCAUCUCAGAUAGACAUGCAAGACUCUAUGAAGCCAUGAAUAACAUCGGAAGAGGUUGGGAGUGGAGGUGGUGCAUGCGACACUAUGCAAGCAAUUUGCAAAGGAAGACUAAAAACAGAAUUAUGUA
This is a messenger RNA of Linum trigynum, 2340 nucleotides long. Lineage: Eukaryota; Viridiplantae; Streptophyta; Magnoliopsida; Malpighiales; Linaceae. The record is from the annotation of a GenBank genome assembly.